AUACGAAACUCUCACUGGUUUAACCUUCGUGGGCACUGGACAGAUAUAUUGUAUGUGAAGUGGAUUUCUGCAGGUCGGCAAGACAAACGGACUCUGCGUUACAGGCAUAAUGAGAGUUGUAAUAGGCGGUGGCUCAGGGUUUGUGGGUCGUGAACUGACCCGUUUGUUGAAAAGCAAAGGGCAUGAAAUCACAAUCAUUUCCAGGCAAUCUGGUCCGGGAAGAAUAACUUGGGCUGAUCUAGAGUCAGGAGGUCUCCCUCCAUGUGAAGGCGCUGUGAAUCUAGCAGGGGAGAAUAUCAUGAACCCCUUGCGAUGGUGGAAUGAAAGUUACAAGAGGGAUCUUUUCUCCAGCCGUGUAGACACUACCAGAAUGCUUGCCAAAGCUAUUGCUGCCUCACCUACUCCACCACAUUCAUGGGUGCUUGUCACAGGAGUAGCGUGCUAUAAACCUAGUCUUCAAACCAAAUAUACUGAGGAGAGUAACUGGACACCAUUUGACUUCCUGUCUCGUUUGGUAAAGGAGUGGGAGGGGGCAGGACAGCUUCCUGAAAACAGUGCUAAGAAAACAAGACAAGUCAUCAUUCGACCAGGUGCAGUGUUAGGGCGUGAUGGUGGUGCUAUGAAACAAAUGAUGAUCCCCUUCUGGCUUGGCCUCGGUGGGACUCUUGGCUCAGGCCGACAGCCCUUCCCUUGGAUUCAUGUCUCAGACCUGGCUGAAAUCAUUGCCCAUGCCCUUGAGCCCCAUACAGAACCACCAUCCACAGAGCCAGAUGUACUCAAUGGAGUUGCGCCUGCACUAAAUACAAAUUUUGAAUUCACUAAGGAGUUGGGCAGGACCUUAAAAAGGCCUACUAUCUUCCCUGUGCCUGGCUUUUUCUUGGAUGCCUUCCUGGGUUCUGAGAGAGCUGUUAUCCUCACACAAGGCCAGAAAGUGGUGCCCAAGAGAACUCUAGAGUCAGGCUUUGAGUUUAAAUUCCCAGAUCUUACUUCUGCUUUAAAGGAAAUUGUUGGACAAUAGUGAUCAGUCAAAACACAAGCCCCUUGGUCAAAUAAGGAAGAGCAGAUACAGUACCUUGAGAGAUUUGGGAAAAUCAAAAUGAGUUCUCUAUUAAAAGUGUGGAAUUUAACUGCAUUAUCUCUACUGUAAAUAUAUUUCAUUUUUAGAAAAUCAUAGGUUUACCUCUCAUCAUUUUGAAUGGCUAUAUUUGGCUCAACAGUCUGAUCCAUGAUUACUCUACAAAUAAAGUUUACAACAAAUCUCCUCAGAUGCCAUGGGCACAUCUAUACUCAGGCAGCCAAAUUAGAAUAUUUUGCAUUACAUCCUCUUCUUAAAGGAAUAGUUCACCCAAAAAUCUUUUACUUACUCUCAUUUUGUUCCAAACCUGUAUGGCUUUCUUUCUGAAAGGAUAUGUUAGGAAGUAAAAUGUUAUUCUCAGGCACCAUUCACUUUCAUUGGAACUUUUAUUACAUAAUAUGAAAGUGAAAGGUGACUAAGGCAAAGUCAACAUCUCCUUUUGAAUUCCAUGGAAGAACGUAAUACAGGUUUGGAACAACAUGAGGGAGGGUGAAUUAUGACAGAAUGUUCAAUUUUUGAAUGUUCAUAGCUGUCCUUUUAACACCAAAAUCAGAUCAAAGCUGCCCUUGAAUAAACAGCCAUUAAUCCCUAAUUAAGUUUUGUAUUUAAAAAAAUAUUACUAUAGACAUACUUCAGGAUCUUGAUCUUAGCAGAUGAAGACAGUUGUAAUACUGGUCUAUUGGGCCUUUUAAUUAUGCUUUUGUGCAAGCAUAUUUUGGUGGUUUGCAUGUUUUAAAAAUACUGUAUGUAAUAUAGUAGUAUGUACAAAAUACACCUCUUAUGGAAUUCAUGCCAUUUCUGCUUUCAAUGAAACUGUAAAAAGACAAGAAAUAAUAAUAAUAAUAAUUUAAAAAAAAAUUUAAGCUCAAAAUUUAUUGUCUUCAUACAGAACUUAAAAGUACAGUUUUGUGGAACUGAUUUUGGAAUAUUUAUGACACUAA
Messenger RNA from Myxocyprinus asiaticus (Chinese sucker), 2016 nucleotides. RefSeq names its product short chain dehydrogenase/reductase family 39U, member 1 (gene sdr39u1). The transcript has 6 exons. The record is from RefSeq and is a predicted model, not a curated record. Bases 110 to 1018 code for a protein of 302 amino acids. Lineage: Eukaryota; Metazoa; Chordata; Actinopteri; Cypriniformes; Catostomidae.